AUGCCUUCCAGGACUCUGCCGACUUUGACGCGCGCCGAGGUAGAGAGGCACGCGUCUAGCGCUUCGUGCUAUGUCACCAUCGGCACCAACGUCUACGACGUCACCGACUUUGUCGACGACCACCCUGGCGGUGGCGAACUCUUGCUCGAGUACGCCGGCAAGGAUGUCGAGAAUAUCCUAAAAGACCCGGCAUCACAUCCUCACUCGGAGGCGGCGUACGAAAUUCUCGACGAAUCCCUCGUCGGCUUCGUCGUUCCCGACAAGGCGGCUGCCGUCAAAGUCAACGGCAAGCCCGCCGACGCCGCCAACGGACGCGCCCAUGUCGAGAACGGCGCCGAGUCGGCCUUUGUUCACCCCCGCACCGGCAUGUCUUGUGAGGAGGAUUUGAGCAAGGACACGGAUUACAACCAGGAUUACAAGAAGCACAAGUUCCUCGACCUCAACCGAGCCCUCUUCCCUCAAAUCUGGUAUGGAGGCUUCAGCAAGGAUUUCUACCUCGAUCAGGUUCAUCGCCCGCGCCACUACAGGGGAGGCGCCUCGGCCCCCGUCUUCGGAAACUUUCUCGAGCCUCUCACCAAGACGCCCUGGUGGGUCGUCCCGAGCCUCUGGAUGCCCUGCGUCUUUUACGGGCUCCACCUGGCUCAUCAGGGCCUCGGGAGCAUCCCCUUCACCGCCAUGUGCUGGGCCUUUGGCCUCUUCCUCUGGACGCUCAUCGAGUACAUCCUGCACCGUUUCUUGUUCCACCUGGACUAUUAUCUCCCCGACAACCGUGUUGGGAUCACGCUGCACUUCCUCCUGCAUGGGAUUCACCACUACGUGCCCAUGGACAAGUACCGCCUCGUCAUGCCGCCUGCGCUCUUCGUCGUCCUAGCCACGCCCUUCUGGAAGCUGGCUCACGUCGUCUUCGCCCACGACUGGCACGUCGCAACCGCCGUCUACUGCGGCGGCAUCUUUGGCUACAUUUGCUACGAUCUCACCCACUACUUCCUGCACCACCAGAACCUUCCUCUAUGGUACAAGCAGCUCAAGAAAUAUCACCUUCAGCAUCACUUCCUCGACUACGAACUCGGAUUCGGAGUCACGAGCAAGUUCUGGGACACCGUCUUCGGCACGGAGCUGCAACCCGUCAUCAAGGCUGCGUAG
Messenger RNA from Drechmeria coniospora, 1143 nucleotides. Its product is annotated as inositolphosphorylceramide-B C-26 hydroxylase. Gene Ontology annotation, biological process: fatty acid metabolic process; lipid biosynthetic process. Bases 1 to 1143 code for a protein of 380 amino acids. Gene Ontology annotation, molecular function: heme binding; iron ion binding; fatty acid 2-hydroxylase activity. The transcript has 2 exons. NCBI's taxonomy places the organism in Eukaryota, Fungi, Ascomycota, Sordariomycetes, Hypocreales, Ophiocordycipitaceae. Gene Ontology annotation, cellular component: endoplasmic reticulum; membrane. The record is from RefSeq and is a predicted model, not a curated record.